GUUGCGGUUAAGGAUGAAGUCUUGAAUAUAGCUCGUUCUGCAUUACCUUUAUCAAUAACUUUCUUCUUUGAAUACUUGUUGGCUGUCAAUUCAUUAUUUCUUAUCGGUCAUUUGGGUAGUAAAGAAUUGGGUUCUGCAAGUUUAGCUGUUGUUACUUUUAACAUUACAGGUAUGGCUGUCUUUGAAGGUAUGGCUACCUCACUAGACACAUUCUGCUCGCAGGCUUUUGGAGCUAGAAAAUAUUAUAAAGUCGGUUUAUAUUUCCAGAGAUGUUCUGUUAUGAUUUUCACCUUGUCAAUCCCAAUUUUAAUGAUUUGGUGGUGGUCUAAACCAAUUCUGAGCUAUGUUGUUAAGGAGGAGGAGUUAUUAGAUCUUACUCAGAUUUAUCUUAGAAUUUUGUGUUUUGGUGCACCAGGUUUAAUUGCAUUUGAAACUGGGAAAAGAUUUUUACAAGCUCAACGAAUUUUCCAUGCUUCAACUUAUGUUUUAUUUAUUUGCUUACCUUUAAAUAUUGUCAUGAACUAUUUCUUUAUCAAACUUUGGGGAUUCAUUGGUGCGCCAAUUGCAAUUGUGGUUACUUAUUGGUUAAUGGCUGUAUUAUUAUUAGGCUAUGUUGUAUUUGUCGACGGACAACAAUGUUGGAAUGGGUUAUCGAAAAGAGCAUUAAGACAUUGGAAACCAAUGUUAAAACUUGCUCUCCCAGGUUUGGUCAUGAUUGAAUCUGAAUAUUUAUCAUUUGAAAUCUUAACUAUAAUGGCUAGUUAUUUUGGUACUGAUUCAUUAGCUGCACAAUCUAUCAUUUCCAACAUUGGUUCUCUUUGGUAUCAAUUUCCAUUUGCUAUUGGUUGUGCUAUCUCAACAAGAGUGGCUAUUUAUGUUGGUAGUGGCUCACAAAGAUCUUCAAGAGUUAGUGUUAGAAUUGCAUUUGCAGUUGCUGCAUUCACCUCUUUGUUCUCUUUCUUGUUGUUGAUCUUCUUUAAACGUCCAUUAACAUUAAUGUUCACAUCUGAUCCACAUGUUGUUGAACUUUCAGUGAAAUCUAUGCCAAUUCUAGCUAUAAAUCAAUUGGGUGAUACGUUCAAUAUUAUUUCAGCAGGAAUUUUAAGAAGUCAAGGUAGACAAACCAUUGGUUCUUAUUUGAACGUUUUUGCAUAUUAUGUUGUUGCAUUACCUGUUUCUUACUUGUUAGCUUUCCAUUACAAAUUUGAGAUUACAGGUUUAUGGUUAGGUUUGACUGUUGGUGUUACAAUCUUGGGUAUAAGUGAAACCAUCUGUGUUAUAAAGUCAAAUUGGAACCAAAUUAUAAAAGAAGCAUUAGAGAGAAAUGAA
This is a messenger RNA of Hansenula anomala, 1329 nucleotides long. RefSeq names its product MATE family efflux transporter. The record is from RefSeq and is a predicted model, not a curated record. Gene Ontology annotation, cellular component: membrane. The transcript has a single exon. The annotation marks the transcript as partial. Gene Ontology annotation, biological process: xenobiotic detoxification by transmembrane export across the plasma membrane. NCBI's taxonomy places the organism in Eukaryota, Fungi, Ascomycota, Saccharomycetes, Phaffomycetales, Wickerhamomycetaceae. Gene Ontology annotation, molecular function: antiporter activity; xenobiotic transmembrane transporter activity.